Molecule: messenger RNA, 4624 nt
Organism: Perca flavescens (yellow perch)
Lineage: Eukaryota; Metazoa; Chordata; Actinopteri; Perciformes; Percidae
Gene: st3gal8
Product: ST3 beta-galactoside alpha-2,3-sialyltransferase 8
Exons: 9
Coding region: 308-1432 (374 amino acids)
Biological process (GO): sialylation
Cellular component (GO): membrane
Molecular function (GO): beta-galactoside (CMP) alpha-2,3-sialyltransferase activity
Source: RefSeq, a predicted model, not a curated record
UCUCAGCUCCGCAUCAUCAUGCCCUCAACUCCGCAGCUUCACAAAGAGAAGAAGAGAACCACCGGGCCGUUGCUUCUUCAUGUGUGGCCAUAGAUCCCGUUGCCCUCAGAAAGCAACAACGUGCACGGGACACAAAGUUCAGGCUUCAUGGAGAUGAAGCUGAGUGAAGAGAUGACAGAACGGAACAUGUCCAGAUGACAACAGAUAACCCAGUCCAAAUAUGCUGACAUAGCAGGCAGAGUGUUUGAUUGACAGCUCAACAACACACCCUUCCUCUUGCCGCCGCCCACUCAUCGUCCGUCCAGCCAUGUUGUUUAGGAGGAAGCUGUGGGUUGCCCUGAUGAUCACUGUCAUCCUCUUCCUCGCCAGUCAGAGCAUCCGGAGGAGACUCUUUCUGCCUCUGUCAUUAGCCCUGCCCACCAGCAGGGAGACAGUGUUUGCAGUAGUUGAACCCACGGCGCCUUCUGCUGAUCCGACCCCUGACCCUCCCAGGACCCCCCCUCCUCCAAGCACCACCCAACCUGAAGCCGAGGAGAAGCCUGUAGAGAACUCCCAGUAUGACCUGAGGUCGUGUGCUUGUACGGAGUCUUGUAUUUCAGACCUGGGGGGGUCAGAAUGGUUCAGCCGGCGCUAUGACCCCAAACAGCAGCCCGUCCUCCAAGACCCUAACAACAACAACAACUUUGACCCUGAAGCACUCAGAUGGUGGCUGAGUCUUCAGCGGUCCGGGAAUGACCAUACUCUGAAGGAAGUGAUGUUAGAUAUGUUCAAGGUCAUUUCCCCACCCACUGUGGACUUCAGGCCCCCUUCCUCCCGUUGCCGUAGUUGUGCGGUGGUUGGUAACUCCGGCAACUUGCUGGGUUCAGAAAGCGGCAACCUGAUCAACUCCCACGACUACGUAAUCCGAAUGAACAAGGCGGUGACUCGAGGAUUUGAGAAAGACGUAGGGAAUCAGACAACACAUCACUUCCUGUACCCGGAAAGUGCAGUGGACGUUGAUCAUGGCGUCAGCCUCGUCCUGUUGCCUUUCAAACUGAGAGACCUGGAGUGGCUGACCAGCGCGCUGUCCACCGGCCAAGUCAAAAUGACCUACAUGAGGGUUAAAGACCGAGUGCAGGCUGAUAAAGACAAGGUUCUGGUGGUGAACCCAGUGUUCUUUAAGUAUGUUCACGAUCGAUGGACCGAGGGCCACGGUCGCUACCCGUCCACUGGCAUGCUGGCCAUCAUCUUCGCUCUGCACACCUGUGACCAGGUGUCGGUGUUCGGUUACGGCGGUGACCAGCAGGGGAACUGGCAUCACUACUGGGAGGAGAAUCGCUAUGCUGGAGCCUUCAGGAAGACCGGAGUCCACAGCGCCGAAUUUGAAACGCAGAUCAUCCACCAGCUCGCCAAGGAGGGCAAGAUCAGUCUGCACCUGGGACGGAACCACUGACCUUCUGACCCCCAGACAAGCCUACGGACCUUUUGAUCUACAGACUGACCUACAUAUAGACCAACAGACGUGCCGGCCAGCCGACAGACCUAGAGACAGAUCUGCUGACUGACAGACCAAUCGGCUUACUGACCAGCAGAUCAUUCACCACUUAAUUGUUUUGACCAAGAACCAGCUACAUCUUAUCUGGUAUUCGACUGAGUCUGGUUGCUUGCGGCACACCGGGCUGCCACGGCUUGUUUCGGGGGGGGGAGGGGUUUGGUUACAUUGACAGGAUCACACAAUACUUCUUACACGUCGAUCACCAUGUUUGUCCUGAGUCAAGACGUUCAGGCAUGCCGAAUUGAAGCCGCUGUCGGCCAGCAAUAUUUGAACAUACCUGGAUUACCUGUGGACGGAGUCUUCCGGGGACUGUUGGGUGGGGUUUAGAUUCCCUCCCUCUGCAGACUCCUGCUGGUUGAAAUGAGUUCUAGCUCAACUUGAACAUACAGACUGUUUUUCGGGACCCUCCACUGUACAAACAGACCGGUUGUCUGAGACUGCGUGGAAGGACCACACAAGUUUUGCUCUGAGCGGGAAACAACCACAGACUUUUUAUAUAUUUUUAAUGGAUUUUAUUGACUAUAUACAGGGAUAACCUCUUUUUUUUAUCAAAGCACUUUGCCCUGCAGAAGAAAUGGAAUUAAGAGGCCAUGAUGUCGCUUCUCUGUCCGACCACAUUUCAUUUAUAUAUUUUAUAUCAUUUAUAAUCCAUCCAUUUAUUCUAACUGAAUCUUCCGUCCUGAACCGUCGCUUACUGUCCUGACAGACUUACGUUUUCUUUCACAUCUACAUUUUGGGAAUGUAAGCCAAUGACACUUCCUGUCUCGACCAUAUAUGGCGCUGGAGGCAGCAAGUGGGGGGAGCCUGUGUGAGGUUCUCAGCUGGUGUUUGAGCUUCUCCAUGUUGUCCAGGAUGAUUCAGCAGUCUGCAGGUCUUUAGCUGAUUUCACUGACUAAAGCAGGAACAUUUUAACUAGUUUUUUUUUUAUACUCCAAUAGCUGACAAAGGUAAUGGUGAGGUGUAAAGGUAAACUCUGCAACAACUUAAGAUGUGAAAAGCUGCAGACUGUUGAACUUCAUGGACAGACGUAAUGUAAGUAUGCGAGUCACAGCUCAGCUGAUGGUAAUGACAAGGACGAGUAGACCCUGCACGACUUUCAACUAAAGAUUUAUCAAACAAAACAUAACAAAGUCAAACAAUCAAGCAACACUACCAGUGUGUGCAGUGCAUGGAUGAGUGGAAGAUGUAGUGCAAUGGAAGUCCAACCAAAAAGAACCAACCAUAUGAAUGAAGAGAGACUGCCCAGUCAAGCAGGUAGCAGAGGAAUCAGCUGUCUGCUGGACUUCCUGUCAAAGGGAGACAACAGCGUUCAAAGGGCUGUCACACCUGUACUGUGAAUGUACAAAAACUGUUGCUGAUUGUCAAUCACAGUCGACUGAAUGUUUGUGGCUCUAAGAGGAGUUUCAGGACAUUAUCACACUGACAAUGUUUGAGUCUGAAUCUGAGAUUGAUCCUCCGUCUUAGAUUGGUUAUAUAGUUUCUUUCAGCUGUGCUUCGGUUUUGCCUGAGGGCUACUCCACGAAGAGAAGAGAAGAGAAGAGAAACCUAUGUCAGCGUAAUCCAAGCAUACAUUUUGGCCUUCACAUGGAUGGUGAGCACAUCCACUCAUGGUAGAUAGUUCAGACUGAACGAAGUUUGCAUCCAGCAGCGACGCAUUUGAAAAAAAAAGUAUAAUUUGCCCUUAAGAACGCAUGAAAACACUUUAACAUGAUCGUGUUUAGUUGACGAAAACGAAGACAUGGUCACUUUUUAAUAGCUUUUUUUACCUCCAUUUGUAUUGCGUAAAAAGGUCAACGAAUAUUUUGUCAGAUUUUGUUUUAAAAAAUGAACAUAGGUAUUUACAUCUGAAAAUUUUAUAAGAAAGAUAUCUCACGCUGUAGCUCCUAAAUUAGUGCCUUUGCUGGUAACAGUAGCUAAUGUUACUGGUUUUAAAAAAGGAGAAUAACAGAUUUAUUGACUAAAUUCAUCCACAAUCUCACUGAAAAUUAGAUUUGAAUCGUCUCAAAACAAAUGUCAAAGGUGAGAGCUUGCCUUGCUUUUUUGGUUUCCUUUAUUGUUUUCCUUUAUUAUUUUUUUAGGAUUACUGUUAAUAUCUAUUUCCAGAUUUAGACCAACCUGCCAUUGUGAAAUAGCUCUGUAAAGAGCUCAGUCUGCUUCAAACAAACUUGGUUGUACAACCUUUAAGGGCCGGGGAUAUGCUAGAAAAGAAUGUGUUAAUAAUAAUAAUAACUUCCGAACAGCAUCACUGGAAGGCAGAGUAAAAAAUCCUGCCAUCACAGACUGCUCCUGGCUGCAUCCCAUUGCCUCCCUGUGCUCUGUCCAACACAGCUGUCUUUGGUGACAAAAGUUGACGGAUGCAGCUGUCGGAAAGGGAAUUUUAGACGAUCCAACAAGCACUUUAUUUGAAGCAGACUGAGGGCCUCUAUAAAUAAUCAUAAAUGCUGAAUUAUAAUCUGGAAGCUGUCGCUCUGACGUUAGCGUUGCUGCAGUUUAGAGUUCUACCUGGUUUGUCUGGAACAAGUCGAAUGAUCUUUUAAAACCCGACUGCUGAGUCAUCUAAAGCUGCAGUUUAAUGUGAAACAUCUGCUUGUUUUAUAGCUUUUUACUGAGAUUUAACACUUUGUUGGCUUCUCGAGGAAAAACCUCCUGCUGGUAAACUGGGAAACUAUCCACGUAAUGAGGAACAUUCAGCCACUAGCAGCCCUCCAGAGUCCUGAGCUGGCUUUAACAUCCGGAUGACGAACAAUGAGGAAUUUGCAGACUAAGUUAUAGUAGAAAGAUGAACUUCCUCACACAAAUUUUUUUUUUUAGAGAUUAUUACCAUCAGAAAUGCAGGAAAGUGUAGAUGAAAUCAAAUCAACAAAUCAUGUUGUAUUAUGUAUGUAUGUUAUCAUAGCUUUAAUUCAGCUCAUCAUGUUUAAACUGUGACUGUUUGAAUAAAGAGAAAGAAAUGUCAGUUUCACUUAACAACCUGCUGUUCGUCAAUCCAUCCAUUCAUUCAGAGUUACCAAACGGAGAAGCACUGUGAUAUUUUAAAACAUGAACCCACCGAUGGUAUUUUCAAUGAAAUAAAAACAUGAAACAAACUGA